Fomitiporia mediterranea MF3/22 is the source of this 1560-nucleotide messenger RNA. RefSeq names its product DUF89-domain-containing protein. Gene Ontology annotation, biological process: DNA damage response. Gene Ontology annotation, molecular function: phosphatase activity. The transcript has 7 exons. NCBI's taxonomy places the organism in Eukaryota, Fungi, Basidiomycota, Agaricomycetes, Hymenochaetales, Hymenochaetaceae. Gene Ontology annotation, cellular component: nucleus; cytoplasm. The coding region runs from base 1 to 1560 and encodes 519 amino acids. The record is from RefSeq and is a predicted model, not a curated record.
AUGGCAAAUCUGAACCCCAACACGACUGCCAACGGCAGUGCAGGGCGUGGCACGUCUCUUGCGCGCGCUGGCGCUCCUCAGAAGGUCACCCUCUCCCUUGGACACCUUCCGAGCAAGAAAGAGAUCAAGGGAACGUACCCAAGGACGCCGUCAAGGGUUGACCCAGACUCUCCUCCCUGGCCAGCUUUCCGUGGCUACCACGAAUAUUCAUUCGCUCAUGCUACUAUGGGCGUACGUUUACCGACCAUUCUGGGAAAAGGCAUCCAGGACGUUAUUCGUACCCUCAACGAGGAAUGGGACGAGGACAAGAUGAUUGACCUCAACAAAUGUAUUGAGCGCAUGGAAGAACUGAUGCAUGAUCUUACUGGUCAGGCGGUCUUACGUCCGAUUAUCGACGACGGCGAAGGUGAUGUAGCUCUUUGGAACAAAGAAAUCGCGAAGUAUUUCCGGGGCAAAAAUUUCAUUAACGCGCCGUGGCUCUUCGCUGAAGCCUACAAGUACCGUCGUCUGCACGAAUGCUUUAGCAUCAGCAAAUUCUGGGGCGAUUAUGAUGUCUUCUUUAGGCAGAAGUGUGAUACGUUCUCUCGCUCCGCUCAAGCUGUAUUCGAGCUUUCGACUCGCUUUGUACUGCCGUGGAAGUAUGCUGAGGCUCAUGAUCACGGAUCUGGAGUGCCUGAGGAUAAAAUCCUUGAAGCAGAGCGCCUAAUGUUCCUAGAGCUAACUCAAGUCUGCCUCUGGGGCAACUCAACAGAUUUGUCACUUCUUAUUAACAUGACCGAGGAAGACAUAAAAAAACUUCAGUCAACCGGCGGAGACCAUCUCGCUGCGACGGAGAAAAACAUUCUUGGCAACCACCUACCUCAGCUGUGGGAGCAUGUUAAGGAGCUUCGCAACAAGACUGGUGGUCGCAUCGACUUUGUUCUUGACAAUGCUGGAUUUGAGCUGUAUUGCGAUUGCGUAUACGCGGACUUUUUGAUUCAGUCGGGUCUCGCUAAGCAAGUCCGGUUCCACGGCAAACGAUUCGCUUGGUUCGUCUCAGAUGUCACUAAGAAGGAUUGGAACUGGCUAUUAAACACUAUGGUUCACGGAGAACUCUUCAACAAAGCGACCGACGCGGAGAGAGAGUCUCUUAAGAAGUUGGGUCUCCGCUGGAAGCAAUACGAGAAGGAGGGCAAAUGGAUCUACGAACAACAUCCUUUCUGGUGUACCGGCUAUACUUAUUGGGACUUGAUUACUGAAGCGCCUGAUCUCUUCUUGCACCUCUCACGUUCCGAUCUUGUCAUUUUCAAGGGCGAUUUGAACCACCGGAAGCUCACGUAUGACUGCGCGGCUCCGGCAGCAACUCCGUUUGAAGAAGCCAUUGGACCCAUGGCAAGCGCUCCUGGUGCUCCGAGAAUAUGCUCUCUCCGCACGAUUAAGAGUGACGUCGUCGUCGGACUUCCAAGCAACGAGAUGGCUGAUAAGCUCGACAAGGAUGAGCCUGGCUGGAAGAUCAGUGGCAAAUAUGCCGUCGUUCUUAUGUCUGAAGGAAGGCCAGGCGAGAAAGUUCGCUUUGCAUAA